Molecule: messenger RNA, 6456 nt
Organism: Thunnus maccoyii (southern bluefin tuna)
Lineage: Eukaryota; Metazoa; Chordata; Actinopteri; Scombriformes; Scombridae
Gene: fam168a
Product: family with sequence similarity 168 member A
Exons: 8
Coding region: 304-987 (227 amino acids)
Biological process (GO): positive regulation of base-excision repair
Source: RefSeq, a predicted model, not a curated record
UGCAUCCCCAUCCCCCACACGGUGGCCGUCUCUCUGGGUGAAAGCUGUCUUCCCAGCGCCACUGGCCCGACAAAACGUUGUUGUAGCAGAGCCAGUCCGCAUCGACACACGGGACAACCGACCAGAGCACGUACACACAUCCAUAUAUAUACACACACACACACACACACACACACACAUACACACAUCCACACACACACACAGAGAGAGAGAGAGACACGGGAGGAAACCUUUUGUUGUUCGACCGAGUGGCACUGAUUUGCAUAUCCACUUCCACUCCUUCCUCAUUUGCAUACAGCAAGAAUGGCGAGCGGGCAUCCCACAGACAAAUUCAGUUUCAUGUAUCAACCAGACACGCACAAGAGUAAGAACAGGUUAUCUUCAGCUAUGAAUCCAGUCUACAGCCCUGUUCAGCCUGGCACCCCCUAUGGAAACCCUAAGAACAUGGCCUUUACAGCAGGCUAUCCAGGGGGUUAUCCUGCCACGGCUCCCACCUAUACACCCAACCUCUAUCAAACAGGCAGUCCUGGGUAUCCACCAGGAUAUACUCCAGCAGGCACCCCAUACAAAGUGCCCCCUACUCAGUCAAAUGGAGCGCCCCCUCCCUACACCCCGACCCCCACCCCAUACCCGACAGCUAUGUACCCCAUCCGCAGUGCCUACCCUCAGCAGAACAUAUACGCACAGGGAGCGUACUAUACCCAACCAGUGUAUGCGGCCCAGCCACACGUGAUCCAUCACACCACCGUGGUGCAGCCCAACAGCAUCCCCUCCACAGCCCUGUACCCUGCCCCCGUCCCUGUACCUGCUCCUCGCAACAACGGCAUGGCUGCCAUGGGGAUGGUAGCUGGGACAACCAUGGCCAUGAGUGCAGGGACCCUGCUGACAACGCCCCAGCACGCCCCGAUCGGAGCACACCCAGUUACUGUGCCAACCUACAGGCCCCAAGGGACACCUGGGUACAGCUACGUACCGCCUCACUGGUAGAGCCCACCCAUCAUAUCUGGAGUCCACCAUCGUAUGCAACUGCUCAAAUCUUACACGGGCUCCCUAUGGUAACCAUGGGAACUCGGCACCUGUCUGCAAGAACAAAACUAAAGUGCAACAGCCACUUUACCAUUAUUGUUAUUGUUAUUAUGCGACAUUCUCUAACGUUUUUACAAAAGCUGCUUUUAUUUUUUCUUUUUUCUCUGUUCAUUUGCCAACCAGUCAUUACCUUAUUUUUUACGGUUGUUUUUUUUUUUUUUUUUUUUUUUUUAAUGAUUUUUUUUUCUUUCCUCAUUUUCUUUUGCUGUGUCUGUCAUCGGAACUCCAGAAGGACUCUUGACCAAUCACGGGUGUCGGUUGCUCCUGUUUGUGUUGUGCUGGUGUGUGUGGUCCUGCCUGCUGCUCAGUUGGCUGGAAAAUAUCGGGCACUUAUUCCUCAUUAUCAUCUCCAUCAGUCACUACAAAGAUUUAUUGACUUAUGCUGCCAAAUUUUCUAACGACUAGAUAUCAGCACAGGGUUUUAACACAAUUAGGAUUUUUUUUUUGUUUCGUUUUGUUUUUUGCAGGUUAUUUAAUUUUUAAUAUACUCUCUUUUUACCACACCCAGUUGAAUGACCUUUGCUUUUUUCCUGUAGACUUUUUCCUACUUUUGUUCCUCUUCUUCAUCCUUUUUUUUAUCCACUUUGUUUCAUUUUCAGUUUAAUCUGUCGUCUUCCAGCACAUUAGCUGUCUGUCCGGCAGUAGUCAGUAUGUCAUCCCUGUUGUUAUGUCUCCAUAUGAGUGCUGUGUCACUAUGAACAGAGCACUUACCAACCAUUAUCCCAUCCUGCUGCGUGUCCCACUGUGUCCACAUUAGCAUAAUAUCCAGUGUACACUAAGGAAACAUCACCUACUUCAUGCUACAUACUAUGCAGGCUAGUAUGUUGUGACACUAUUGAAAUCUUAAUCUAGCUAGAGAACAUUUUGGGGUCGUCCGGGUCAUGUCAGCUUUUUAUGUGGUUAGCGUAGGUCAAAACAUUUAGAAAAUGUAAAAAUAUUUAUGAUAACCGUGUCAACAGCAUGGGUGGUCGUGCACACUUUCACACACAUACACGCAAGCAUGAACACGCGCAGGGGCUCCUGCGGCGUGUCGGAAACACACGAUCACUUAGUGGCACUUACUGUACAGUACCUCCAGUUAUGUCGUUACUGAUCAAUACAUACAUACACACACAAGCAAACACACACACACACACACAACAUGGAUCCUAGGGGUGUGCAUGGCAGACACAGCCAGCAGAGAAGGAGUUUAAAGGGAUUGUGUUGGCAGCGGGAGAAGAGAGCAGGAUGAGACAGAGAGAGCAGACAAGGGAGGAGGAGGAGGAGGAAGAAGAGGAGGAGACGACAACGUGGUCACAGUCAUUUCAUUUCAAGGCACAAGAAAUUUGAGUUUGUGACAUCUCACCUGCAAGAGACUGCACAGACACAUUGCUGUUUGCACUACAUGUGUUGUACUGUGGUUUCUCACUGUGAUUAUGUCGUCUUCUCCUUCUCUCUCCCAGAAGAGGACCAAUAACCAAACACUCAACAAACAGAAAGUCAGACUCUGUGCAUACAGUUUAAAAAAUGGACAAGUUGAAUACAUGGGCCCGGCGGCUGGAAAGGAUUUAAUCCUUUAGUUCUGCAGUAACAUCUGGAUGCUUGUGCAAGCAGGAAAUUGUGUCCAACCAGGCGGCUGCAGUGUGUGUACACAUGGUCCAUGUCAUAAGGAUGUUUUAUUGUCAGAAUUUAGGUCAAAAAUUACAGUUAUGGGCACUCCUCUGUGAGAGUGCACGAGCCAAAUCAGAAUACUAGUAUCACAAAAGUGCAGUGGGGGUGCAGUGUCACUCAGUCACUUGCUUUUAAACCAGUUCGGUCCUUCUUGGGGGGGUCAGGAGCAAAGCAGCACGAUCCCACCAGGGGCUUUUAGUAGUUUUUAUGAAUAAAGAAUGAUACAUCUGUUCAAUGUGCUCAUUUCUGCAAGAGGCUGUGAUUUACACAUAUCUGCUUUUACUCACUGCAUGAAAACAUCCUCUACCUUUUUAAAAAUCCAGCAUAAACUAGAUUUUAAGCAAAUAGUCAUUAGAUGAGGAUAAUAUUUAAGACAAUGAGACGUGGACCCUAUAGAGCAAUUUACCAUUUCUUUAUUGCAUUAUUUAUGCUCCUACACGCAGUAUGAUGAUCCAUCUUAAUCGAACUCUGCAGCGAGUCUUUGUUUAUUGGUUCUUGGCUUGAGAAAAGGGAGGUGAAAGGGUGGUGUUGGUGGAGUUUAAUACAUAGGUUAGGCCUGUGGCAUUUUUCAGGAUUUACACAAUUAAAAUAAGACUCAAUUCACAACUUCAUAAUCUGUAGAGGACCGAUUGGUAUAACAAGAGCAUUUACUGCGCGGGUAUGUAGAUGAAGUGGUUUGAUAUUGCAAUAAAACAAGAGGGAAUGCCUCCAACUGUUGACAAACAGUAAUUAUUUUAUCAGCGUUUUGAAUUGAUUUUGAAAAAAAUGCUUAUUGUUGUAAUCUCUUAACAUGGACUACAGGCUCUGUAUGCCCUCCAUUCAAUAAUUAUUACUGCUAAGAAGUGUAGAACAUAUCAAAAAUUUGGGUAUUGAAUAACUUUGUGAGGAAAUAUUGCACAACAUAAGAAGAAAAAAAAAAACUUGAUGACUAUAAUUUAAUGCUAAGUAACAGGUACCUAGGCUUUUUAGUGCAAGAGGGAGGAAGAAGCAAUUUAUAUUGUAAUUAAAAAUAAAAUAAGGUCGAGUGUUUGAGGUAUUCUUAGUCCAGAUGUUUGUACACUAGUAGGUUAAUUCUCAAGAAAAUAUUGCAUAAUACCGCUGUCGGAUGAAAACCGUCUAUGUUUGAGCCCUAUUUUUAAAAUGACCCUUGUAUUUUAGAAGCCUGGUUAUCAAGUGGAUGUUAUUAGGGUCAUUAAAUGCUACAACCAUUUAAGGAUCUUGUACAUUUUAAUCCCAGUAAAACGGAAAAAAAAAGAGAUUGAAAAACUGGAUUUUCUUGCGACAGCAGUAAUGUUAUUUGUCAUUAGGAUUUAUUUAACCAACCACUACUUCUGUCAGUAUUUCUCAAUUAAACUUUAUUUUCUUCUUUCCCUCUGGUCAAUUGAGCAUAAUGGGUAUGCAUAAUAUUCAGGUGUAUUUCACUAUAGCAUUGGAUCUCUAAGUUUAAAAAAAAAAUGCAGUAUAUUUAUACAGCAAGUGGUACAGUAAUGUAUUUCUAGCUAAGCAUGGUUGCAUCAGUGUGGCAGCUACUGUUUGUGCUUUUAAUAUAUAUAUUUUUUUUUACCUCCUCUUCUGCAUAUUUGUCCUUUUACAUAUCUGUCACUGAGGGGGGAGAAGUUAAGACGAGGUCUGUAAAUGAAGUUAGGACUUUGGAAAGCAUUGAAUGGAAAGCAUUUUUGGUUGACUGAAGGAGGAUACCGUUAUGCUCCUUUUUAAAAAACCGUCUUUGCUAUCUAUUUCUGCUCUGUGGGUGCAAAGAUAUUUGAAUGAUCAAUGCCCUUUGUUCUGUGCCAUAUUUCACAAACUGUUGUUCAGUAAAUAUGUUUCUUUUCCUAAGUAACUGGUGAAUUCUGAGUCCUUGUUAAGUCUAGCUUCCUGUGAAUCUUGUUUUCUUAGUGCUGUCCUAUUUCUCACAUUGUUGUUGAUGCAUAUUGCCUGUUUCACUUUUAUCUUUCUUACUGUAUCCUCCGUGUGUAUCCUGUUUUCACUCUGUGCCACAAGCCUAUUCAGAGGCCAUUUUGCAUCCCCCUACCCCAAACAUUAAAACGUUUUGUUUUUAUUACAUUCAGGGAUGCAAAAUGAUGUCGGAUCACGUGUAUCGCUCACCCCAGUAUCCACUCUUCAUCUUUUCUUCUAACACUCUGCUCUCAAAAUGUUUUUUUGGCCUUUACGCGCUAUCAGUCUGACCUUUGCAACCCUCACCACCCUGUCUGAGUAGCAGACAUAUUGAAUUAUAUGAUAGUCAUCAAAUUUGUGUCAACAAUGGUGAUAAGCUAAUGUAUUUUAUUUGCAUUAGUAAUACUCCACUGAGCCUGUUUAAACACUAGAUGUCGCCAGUGACAAAGUCUGGGACUGGCAUCACUGUGAUUCAAGGCUGUGAGCCAAAAUGAAAAAAUAUCAAUGUCUCAUCUAAUUUCAGUGGAUAUAAGCAGCUGUUUUGAGCACUGAGAUAUUUGAAGAAACUGACUUGUUCCAAAUUAAAUGUUUUGUUGCUUGGAGAUUUUCAGAAAUACAAUUUUAGACAAGAACAAGACACUAAUAUUUUAUUUGUGGUGUUAACACUUCCUAUUAGGAGGAGUUGGUUGUUUGAGAUGGUAAUAAGAGAUUUUUCCCCUUAUGGGCAGUGGACCGGUGCUCUUAAAAACAGUAAUUGUGUUUUUAAUGUGGAAGCUCAGUAGAGAUGCAGAGCCACAGAGCAUUCAGGUUAGUUAAAGGAAAACAACUCAGAGCAGUUUGUUUUCCAGGGUGGUGAAACUGCUUCCUCAUUUCACUUCAUUCCUUGCUUCUCAUUUAUUUAAAUUUGCACUUAAGUGAAAAUGGACAGUUGAACACUUCAAAGUGUUUAGGGGAGAAAUGCAAAGUUGUCUUAAUCAUGGUCUUUUAUAAUCUUUUUUUUUUUUUUACUUUCCUCUCUCUUCCUCUGUGACAUUUCCAAGCAUUGAAAGGUGGUAACUUUAAUGAUAAUUACUUCUUUUGUUUUUGUUUUCAGUAUAUAUUUUUUUUUGCAUUUUUUCACUUUGAUAGUGAAAAUGCGACAGAACCAUUCAUAACACAUCUCUCCUGUCCUUCCAUCUUCACUCUCCCCCCCCUCCCCCCUUCUUUUUUUGCCUUGCAGUUGCUAAGUCUUAGUUUUUUCAUGAAUAUAAAUUAAAACACUACUAUCACAGUGAAUAGUAGGCUCUUAAAUGUCUUUGAUGUUCUGCUGCAGCUUUUUAAUUUCAAUUUGUCAGAGAUAUUUCUUAGUUUAAUUUGACACUAAAUGUGAUGCAAAAAGUGGAAAUUCCUUGUCUUCCAAAAAAAAAAAAAAGCGUACUUGUAUCCCCCCCCGGAUCGAGUAUUAGGAACAACCCCAUCUUUGGAAGUUUUAGUUUGGUACCCAGUUUGCACAUGCUAUGGUAUAUCUGUUACCGUAAGGUUGUGUUUGAAACUGAAGCCCAACGUCUGUUCAGCGUUGAGAGAAGUGAAUUGUAUGUUAGCUAUUUGGUCCAGAGUGAAGGACCUGCGUCAGGCUUGUGAUAUGAAGUGUAAAUCUGUUUUUAAUUUUUGUUUUUAUGUUUUUUUCUUUUGUUUGUUUUUUCGUUUUUUUUUUUUUUUUUUUUAGGGUUUUUUUUAAAGAUCAGUUAGUGAUCUUAGUACUAUAACUAAGCCAAGUUUGUAAUUGUAUAUUUACUGUAAAAUGUAGAACAUUGAAUAACUAUUAAAAUUUUCCUAUAAAAGGAA